This is a messenger RNA of Microplitis mediator, 1736 nucleotides long. It is a transcript of the gene VhaAC45, whose product is annotated as V-type proton ATPase subunit S1. The record is from RefSeq and is a predicted model, not a curated record. Gene Ontology annotation, cellular component: proton-transporting V-type ATPase complex. Bases 1 to 1194 code for a protein of 397 amino acids. NCBI's taxonomy places the organism in Eukaryota, Metazoa, Arthropoda, Insecta, Hymenoptera, Braconidae. The transcript has 3 exons.
AUGUUUAGUUCACGUGUAUUCAUAAUUAAAUUUUUUGGACUGGGUUUAAUUUUUUCCACUGUUACGUCAAGUAUCACUGAUGUCCCAGUUUUAAUUUGGGGAGGCGACAGCUCAACAAAAUCAAUCAGCAAACCCUUCAAUUUAUUUGAUAAGACAUCACAAAAAGAAUUCAAAGAUAUUGUCACCAAAAAAGUUGGUGAUUCACAAUUGCCCGUUAUUGUUUUUUACAAAGAAAGUUUCUGUCGUGAAGAUGUUACGCUACAUGACAAUGAUCAAUGGAAGCAGCUUAAAAAAUUCGGAUCAUUGCAAUACAUACCGGAAGUUGAUAGACCUUUUACGAUAAUUGAAACCUUGCCGUUUUAUAACCAGUCAUCAGAUGAAGAUUUGAAUUCAGUGUCAAAUGGUCAACUUGUUAUAAACAGAGCCAAUGAUCUUGACUUUGUUUUUGAAACAUUCAAAAUGUUGAAAGAAUCAAGUCCUUAUUUACUUGGAAUAUUGACUGGAAAAACUUGCACUCUCAGUCGACCAGAUCGGAUCAAAAGAGCAGCAGCCACAGCAGAACCUCUGGCGCAAAAUGAUACCGAUUAUAUAUUUAUUCAAUCUGAGCGAGUUUUGUUUUAUCUUGAAAAACCACCAGCUCUCCAGAUGAAAGGAUCAGAAUUUAUCAGCGUUGGACAACCAAAAGAAGUCAAAGAUGAAGGCCAAGGAACCAUAAAUUCUCCGAUGGUUCUCAAAAUGGACUUCGAUGUCGUCGGCAAUGACACGUCGUCAUACAAAGCAAGUCUGGCUUUUGAAAUAAUUCCUAAAACGUCUGGUUACUACACAUUGCACAGAGUAAACGUAACUCGAGACAACCAAGAAUUCUCGUUGUUCACCAAAACAGACUUAACUUGGCCCCAGAACUUUUCUUAUCACUGCGGGCAGGUAGUGCAGUUUUUAAAAUCAAAUUCAAACGAAACCGAAGAUAUUAAAUUGAAUUUAUACAACAUCCAAGUGCAAUUAUUCGCUAAAAAAUUCAGCGAUACUUACGAUUGCGUCGGUUUCACAUCGAUAUCUAUUUGGUCUGGUAUAUUCGUCACUGCUAUUCUCGGGAUUAUUAUGAUCUGGGGUCUGAUAAUGAUGAUGGACAUUCGUACCAUGGACAGAUUCGAUGACCCUAAAGGUAAAACAAUAACAAUAUCGUCAACAGAUUAAAAUAAAUAAAAUUAUAUAUAAUAAUUACAUACUCGUAUUGCAUAUUAUCAUGUAAAUAUGUCUGUAAGUCUUGUAUAUUUCAAGCUUCAAUAUUAAUUAUAUAGAUUUUAAGAACUCAAUAUAAAAAAAAAAAUAUGUUUGUUAUUUCUGAGGAAAUUAUAAAAUUCAUUUUAAAUUUUUCCUCGUCCUAAUAAUCGUUCAGUAUUUAUCAUAUUAUUCAACUUUUAUUUGUAUAAUAUAUACAUAUAUUAUUAAAUGAUGUUAAUACGUAAUUAUUAUUAUAAUUAUAUAAUUUCAUUCCGUUAAUUUGUUGUUGGUAAGAUAUUUAAUUUAAUUUAAUAUCCAGUCUUACAAUUAAAAUAAGUUAUAAAAAUAAUAUAAACUUUUAAAUGUAUAAAUUAAAUAUUAAUAUAAAAAUAUUCGGUUGAUAUUGUGGUAACUAAAAAAAAUUGUUCUUUAUAUAAAGCACAAUAAUUGUAAAAAAUAUAUAAAUAUAUGAAUGCUGUACCUGAAGAUCGGAAGGUUUUUGCGGAACGAAAAUA